Messenger RNA from Anarrhichthys ocellatus (wolf-eel), 3578 nucleotides. It is a transcript of the gene hm13, whose product is annotated as histocompatibility (minor) 13. The coding region runs from base 1 to 735 and encodes 244 amino acids. Gene Ontology annotation, cellular component: membrane; lumenal side of endoplasmic reticulum membrane; cytoplasmic side of endoplasmic reticulum membrane. NCBI's taxonomy places the organism in Eukaryota, Metazoa, Chordata, Actinopteri, Perciformes, Anarhichadidae. The transcript is spliced from 8 exons. Gene Ontology annotation, biological process: membrane protein proteolysis. The record is from RefSeq and is a predicted model, not a curated record. Gene Ontology annotation, molecular function: aspartic endopeptidase activity, intramembrane cleaving.
AUGGACGUCAUACCAGACUUGGCGUUGGCUUCCGUUGUUUUAGGGGAGCUCGGAGAAAAUGAAUACGAUUCUGGGUUCAGAAAUGCAUCAGACAUGCCUGAAACGAUCACCGGUCGAGACGCAGCGAGGUUUCCCAUCAUCGCCAGCUGUACUCUGUUUGGGCUCUACCUCUUCUUCAAGGUAUUCUCACAAGAGUACAUCAACAUGCUGCUGUCGGUCUACUUCUUCGGCCUGGGCGUCCUGGCUCUGUCUCACACCAUGAGUCCUCUGAUGUCCAGAAUCUUUCCAGAGUCUUUCUCAAACAAACAGUACCAGCUGCUCUUCACUCAGGGCUCCGAAGAGUCCAGAGAAGAAAUAGUGAACUAUGAGUUUGACACCAAGAACCUGAUUUGUCUGAUCAUCAGCACCGUGGUGGGAGUCUGGUACCUGGUGAAAAAGCACUGGAUAGCCAAUAACCUGUUUGGUUUGGCGUUUGCCCUGAAUGGAGUGGAGCUGCUCCACCUGAACAACGUCAGUACCGGCUGCAUCCUGCUGGGGGGGCUGUUUGUCUACGACGUCUUCUGGGUGAGACUAUUUAUUUUUUUAACACAUAUUCAAAUGAAGACACCUGUUCUGAUGAUGAUUUUGUUUCUUCCUCUUCUUUCUCUUCCUCCUCUCAGGUAUGAGGAGACUCCUUCUGAAGACACAGACUCGGAGGUUAAAGAGGACUCGGAGACAGAGAAGAAGGACCAAUAGCCCCACCGCCCCCCCCCCCCCCCAACACUUCUCAUCCAGCCUGCUGCCACCAAGUCGUCUCCCUGAAGCCCCUCCCACCAGUGAGGGGGGCGUAGCUAACGUUGUUUGUCUCUGAAGGAAGGUCCUGAUCAGGUUGUUUUUGGUGACAACAGAGCGGAUGAUUCUUCUCUCACCUGCUCUCACAGGAACCUUCAUCCCACCGAGUGUUGUCUUGGUUCUACGUUUCAUGAAGUUUAACUAAAUGUGUUUAAUCUGAAUGAGCACCUGGAAGCAUCAUGAACCUCAUCCUCGUGUGUUUGCAGCUCGUCGGCUCCGAUGGACCAGAAACCGUUAGUGUGUUCAGACCAAACUCAGAGACGAGUUUUACACUUGCGUUCUUCAAAUCCCACUUUUCUGUGGCGCUAAUGUUCGUGGCGGCUGUCGUUGAGUUCAAUCAACAGUUUCCAAAUUGACCGUAUGGUCCGAUGGCUGCUUCUUCUUCUUCUUGUGUAGAUCCAAAGCUCCAUGUGUUAAAGCUGCAUUCUCUCUACUGUCCAUCAGGGGGCGACUCUUUAAGGGAAACGCAGGUGUGCUAGUUUGUUAGCUUUGCGUUUGGUCUGAACGCACUGUUUCAGGCUUGCACUGUUUGAAGGAGCGUGUUGGUUUAAACAAUUAGAAAAGACCUCCGAGUGAAACACGCUUUGUGUUUUAAAGCCUCCAAACGAGCCACGUCGUCCUUCCUAUAAAUCCUGUCCAGUGAAUCUGAGCUUGUACCGCACGCUUUCCUUACUUCCUGCUUUUAUUUUGACGCUGCUCAUUCUGCCUUCUGCUUUCUCACGUCAGUGUUUUCAGUCUUGUUUUACGUUGUUUUACGUUGUUUCUUGUUGAAGGCCAGAACUUUGAGAGGACGGAUCCCUGAUGGACUGGUUGUAUAACGUUCUGGCCUGUGAGGAGUAAAGGGAGGAGGAGGCAGGACUGAACCUCCUGCACUGAUCAUCUUCCAGUCCUCAUUCUCAGAUCUUAUUGGUGGAGAGGCUGCGAGGGGGCGGGGCCCCGUGGCCCCUCUCAUCCAAUAGGCUGUGAGAAUGAGGGAGCUUUGUUUUUUUUCUUCCAAAAAGCAUUCCCAGUUUUGAUUUAAUUGUAAUUUUUUUUAUUAUUAUUAGCUUAGAAAGCCAUGAAAUCAGAGGUGGAUUUGAUAAAUUACCUAAAACCCUUUUUGUCAUGAAAAACAUUUCUGGACUGAAACAAAUGUGAAGCUCAAUAAAUUCACCUGAAGCUGAUUUCUGUCACUUGGACUUAUCCUCCUGCACACCUGUAGGCGACGCAUCAACGAUCCAAGUCAGAAUACGUAACACAAAUGUCAACAGUUAUAGCUAGAAGUCAUUUAUCUGAUGUUCAUGGACUACUUCAGCAGUUUCACAGCACUUCUGUAACAUGUGACUCAAACGAGGCGUAAAAUACAACAUAAUCAAAAAUGAAGCAGCUGAAGACGAGAUGUCCCGCAUACAGCUCAAGUUACAAAAGCUUCUGGAAAAUAAAUUUCCCAUAAUGCACAGUAGACACAAAGGGUUUUAGUUUCAGAAUUUCAAAAUAAAAGUUCAAAUUUAGAUUGCAAAAGUUGUAAAUUUGAGAGAAAAGUCUUCUUGGAUUUUAAAUAUAAAAUGUAACUCUCUUCAAAGUAAAGACUAUCACAUUUUAGAUAACUUUAUAUUCGUUUGACUGGUUUUUUUAAUGGCAUUUGAGGAAGUAAUUUUAAUUUAAAGUCUCUUUAGGACACCGUGCAUUAUUCACAAAGGUUUGGUGUGUUUUCAUAAAAUCUCUUUAACUUCUGGGAUGCUGAGGAAGAGAAAACCCUCCGACUGGUCGUGUUCAGCCUCUCGUUCUCGUUGUUCUUGAUGUUGCUUUGUUAAGAGAUGCACCGUUUUGUAUUUUGAUGUAAAACAUAAGCAGAAAUAGAAGUUUCACGCUCAUAUUCAGCUCAGUGACGGUCAGUAGCCCCUCAUCGUUUUAAAUAUACCUGAAACGUUUUUCUUUGUCUUUCUCUCUCUGGUUGACUUUGUGCAGGUCGUUGUUACGGCUCCGGCUAUCUAUUUUAUUUGCAAUAAACCUUUUUGGUGUUUUGAUCACCGUAUCGAGAAGCAUAACUCUGAGUGAGUCUGGUUCUUUGAUGCUUGAAUCCAGUGUUUCCAUCACCAGCAGAACUCAAAUGUUUUAAAUAGCUCUUCUUAAUCUUCUUACUUUGAGACUGUUUCGAUGUUUUUCUUCAGUAUAACCGAGAUUUAAAGUAAAGUGUUUAGAGAACAACAGGGGAGCUAGAACAGAUCCCUGAGGAACUCCACGAUUAACAUGUAUGACACAUCAUACAAUAGCUAUAAUAGUUUUAAUAUAUGCAACUGAAUAUCUAAUUAUGGUAUUUAACCUCUAUACUGAAUAAAUUCAAAUACGCUGUGGUCGAUAUGAUAUGGUUUUCUUAAGAUAAAAAAAGAAAGUGUCCAAUAUUUAGAAAAGAACAUUCUUGAUACAUCUUUGAAAUAUAUUUUAUUUUAUCUAACAGCUCAAAAUUCUAAUUUAAAUUGAAGACGAAUGCAAAAUAGGAAGUUAGUACAAAGUUUACAUUCAAACACUUUCACAUUCCUCACUAUACCUUCUGCAAAACAAACACGUUCAAGUCUCUGGACUCGGACAUAUGUAGUGUAAAAUAUGUAGUUUAAGGAAAAUGCAAUGGCUCAAUCAGCCAAGUGUGAUGGUGUAAUGCAUGAUGCAUUGCUUACUUAUUUAUUCAUUAUUUGUUUAUUUAGAUGUAAGUGUGUUGACCUUUUGACAUUAGGCUUUUGUUCUGAAAACAGAUUAAAAGUAUAACAUAA